AAGCUUGUUUUUUAUUUGUUUCGUAAAGCCAGAACGCCUUGGUUCAUUUAAUAUACACACAUAUUUUCUUUUUUGUUACCAUGACUGAGCGACCUCUCAAAGUUUUGAUUUCCAAUGACGAUGGUCCUCCAAGUAGAGAGGAGUCACCCUUCAUUCUGCCCUUCAUUGAGCACUUGGAAGGUUUGGGAUGGGAUGUCAAAGUGUGUCUUCCAAACGCGCAAAAGUCAUGGAUAUCCAAGUCGUUUAUGAUCAAGGAUCACAUUGACGUGUCCUAUUACCAUAGAGACACUGGAGAAAUCAGUUAUCAUAGACGCAAUCCGUCCGAUUUUGUCUUGCUAAACAGCACUCCAGCGACUUGUGUCAAUAUUGCUUUGAACUACAUAUUUAAAGACGAGCAGUUUGAUCUUGUUCUUGGUGGACCCAACUUUGGCCGAAACACAUCCACGGUAUAUACGCUCUCUUCUGGUACGAUUGGUGCUGCUCUGGAAGCAGUGAUGUGUAAACAAAAGUCUAUCGCACUGUCGUUUGCUAUUUUCGAGCGGAACUUUGGCAAAAAGGAAAUCCAAGGAUCUAUUGAAAUGGCUGUCGAUAUAAUACGACAACUGUACAAGGUCAACCAGUGGCCAGAAGACGGAUUAUUUAAUGUCAAUAUACCAUUAUCAGCCGAGAAACGGCCUGUCUAUCUGACCACUUUUAACAAGAUGCACUAUGGCAACUUGUUCAAGCCCUUACCGGCCGACAAAAUUCGAUCGGCGGAUCCAAGUAAACCUGCCAGUACUGAAGAACCAGCAGAACAAGCUGUUCGUAAAACAGCAGAAGGACAAGAAUCUGGACGUCUUGUUUUCCAUUUUGCACCGGAUUUCACGGGCAUCGUUUUUCCAACGAAUGCUCCCGAAGGAACAGAUGCGUGGGCUAUGAAUUUACGUUAUUGCUCUGUUACACCCAUGGUCGCAUCUUAUGAAAUGGCAAAGACCAAUGUAGACUAUGGAUUUAAAGUUAUAAACAAGCUUUAAUUAGUGUAUUGUAUUAUCUCAAAGUAUAUCUAUUGCAUUGUACGCAAACAAAAACUGAAAGCACCUGCUUUACUGAGCAGCAACCACAAUUGCUAGUAGCUAUACGAUAGUUAACAAUAGAACCAUUGACCCAUUUCUCACAGUUUACAUAAAAGGGCACACUGUGAUAUAU
Molecule: messenger RNA, 1185 nt
Organism: Zychaea mexicana
Lineage: Eukaryota; Fungi; Mucoromycota; Mucoromycetes; Mucorales; Lichtheimiaceae
Product: survival protein sure-like phosphatase/nucleotidase
Exons: 8
Coding region: 81-1013 (310 amino acids)
Cellular component (GO): P-body
Molecular function (GO): hydrolase activity
Source: RefSeq, a predicted model, not a curated record